Molecule: messenger RNA, 294 nt
Organism: Mycena indigotica
Lineage: Eukaryota; Fungi; Basidiomycota; Agaricomycetes; Agaricales; Mycenaceae
Exons: 3
Coding region: 1-294 (97 amino acids)
Biological process (GO): mitochondrial respiratory chain complex IV assembly
Cellular component (GO): mitochondrion; mitochondrial inner membrane
Source: RefSeq, a predicted model, not a curated record
AUGUUGAUGGUGCGAUCGGAUCAUUUCAGACGGAAGAUGCCGCCUAACCCCAACGUUGAAGUCUUCAAGUUUGCGGUCUACCUCUUCGUUCCUCUCUUUUCCCUGGUUUACUUUGGGGACCCCGCAUGGUAUCACAAGCAUGUAGCGCCAUAUCGCGACAAACUACUACCUCCAAUUGAAAAGACUGUUCGAGAUCUGCCUUUUGAACAGAGUCGCGUACGUGAGGAGCUGGAGCGAAUAAAGCAAGAGCGCCGUGAUAAGACAGAGCGUAGAAAGAAUGAGGAUUCAGGAUGA